This is a messenger RNA of Triplophysa rosa, 1177 nucleotides long. It is a transcript of the gene lmo4a, whose product is annotated as LIM domain only 4. The record is from RefSeq and is a predicted model, not a curated record. The transcript has 4 exons. Lineage: Eukaryota; Metazoa; Chordata; Actinopteri; Cypriniformes; Nemacheilidae. Bases 155 to 700 code for a protein of 181 amino acids.
GGAUAUACAAAAGAGACAUACGUUAAGUGUCAUUAAAUGAAGCCUUUUUCGUCUCGAUCAGAUUUUUAUUUCCAUUAAAAACAGAUAUGAUCCGCUAAGCGUUCUGAAGUGAAGAGGAUCUGUCGUUUGGCUGUGCACGCUUUAUUUGUUCAGUAUGUGUGAAAUGAUCGUUAAUUAUGAUAAAGGCAGUGACCCAUUUAUUAUGAUAAAUACAGCUGGCAAUGCACAGCCACCUGAGGACAGAAUGGGGGCCCUGGCAUGGAAAUGCUGUGUUGGAUGCGGAUGCAAGAUUUCUGACCGGUUCCUCUUGUUUGCUUUGGAUGGAUACUGGCACUUCCACUGUCUUAAGUGCUCCUGCUGUCAAGCCCAGUUGGCAGAAAUUGGCUCAUCUUGUUUCACCAAGUGUGGCUUGAUCCUCUGCAAAAGUGACUAUAUAAGACUAUUUGGUAACAGUGGAGCCUGCAUGGCUUGCAGAAAAUCCAUCCCAGCAAGUGAAAUGGUUAUGCGAACACAAGGGAAUGUGUUUCAUGUCAAGUGUUUUAUUUGCUCCAUCUGUCAUAACCAGUUAGUACCUGGCGACCGUUUUCACUAUGUGAAUGGAAAGCUAUUCUGUGAGCGAGACACGCCAGCAGCUUGUGCACACAGAAACGACCACUUGGAUUCACUCAUGGAGCACAAAAUAUCAGAACAGAAGAUCUAGUUUUACAUUCAGGACUUCACAUAACUCUGUAGUUGCUUCAUCAGCUGCAGACAAUUUUAUGAAAGUGUAAUAUUGUGGAAAUCAACGUGUGCGGUAAUGUAACGCAGUUUAAAUGAGGUUAACCAUCGGAGCUGAAAAGCAAUCAGUGAGCAUCCUUGCGUAUCAUAAUCAAUUAUGAAUUGGUUUCUACAGAAUGACCUUUCUUAUGCAUAUUGUGGACCUGCAUUUAUUUGGUUGUGGUAUUAGUCUACUUCGGUACCUCUGCAACUGUGCCUGUUUAUAGAGUAGACUGGAAAAAUGCCAUCUUCCACUGGUUUGUGAGUGAUGUUUAUCUUUUGUUUAUGGGGUGGCUAUUCUCCUGGUUUACAGUUACAGUAUUACUGUAAUCAACCUGAUGUCAGUACAGAAGCGUCCAAGAAGUCCAACUAUCUUUGCAAAUCUAUUUAAUUUUCUGUAUGUAUUGGAAUAAAAGGUUGU